Prionailurus viverrinus (fishing cat) is the source of this 497-nucleotide messenger RNA. RefSeq names its product EF-hand calcium binding domain 10 (gene EFCAB10). The record is from RefSeq and is a predicted model, not a curated record. Lineage: Eukaryota; Metazoa; Chordata; Mammalia; Carnivora; Felidae. Gene Ontology annotation, molecular function: calcium ion binding. Bases 56 to 454 code for a protein of 132 amino acids. The transcript has 4 exons.
GGGGCCGAACGGCCAGGCGCUGCCGGGUCGCGUAGCAACGGCGCCACGCAGAGCCAUGCAGGCCCGCGGCAGCAGAGAGCAGGAGGCCAGGGAUUAUUUGGAAAAACAUCGGAUUAUGGAGUUGCUGAACUAUCUCACCAGCACCCUGCUCUUUUUCCGGCCAGAAAAACCAAGAGAGUAUUUAAUAUCUGUAUUGGAACGACUGAGAAUUGCCAAAAUGACAGGCUUGGCUUUUCCUUUCUUUAUGGAUCAUUCUAACAUUGUGUCUAUGUUUGAAAUGAUGGACACUUCGAAUAAAGGCACCAUAUCGUUCGUGCAGUACAGAGAAGCCUUAAAAACCCUGGGUCUGUUGACUGCAGAUGAAGUUUUAAAAGAUGAUGGACAUGCAGUAACUCUGGAUAAAUUCAGACGUGAAGUGAACAAGAGGAUGGAAGAAAUAUGGGCAGCGUUUUAAUAAUGCCAUCAGUCCAAGAUAAUAAAUGAUUCCAUAAAGUUUU